Messenger RNA from Brachypodium distachyon (stiff brome), 4026 nucleotides. Its product is annotated as probable LRR receptor-like serine/threonine-protein kinase At3g47570. The record is from RefSeq and is a predicted model, not a curated record. Gene Ontology annotation, molecular function: receptor serine/threonine kinase binding; protein kinase activity; ATP binding. The transcript is spliced from 2 exons. Gene Ontology annotation, biological process: protein phosphorylation. NCBI's taxonomy places the organism in Eukaryota, Viridiplantae, Streptophyta, Magnoliopsida, Poales, Poaceae. The coding region runs from base 604 to 3798 and encodes 1064 amino acids.
GCAGAUGGGUGCCAUAGCCAGUGAAGGGGAAAGGAUGAUUUGAGAUGAAGAAGCAGGUGAGGUGAUGACCCUACAUCCACAAUUCAAUCUUAAAUAAUGGCUUUUCCUCAAUGAUUUCAGCUGUACAGGGGCCAACUCUCUUACUUUCUGAACCUGCCACACUUCCCAGGUGCUAGAAAAACCAUUUCAGGUUCAUCUUUUUGAGUUUUUGGGAAAUAUUGUCUGUCACUUGUUAGAAUUAGCAUGUCAUGCAAGUCGGAAAAUAUUAAUUUUUGUCAAGUAUCUUUUCAAAUUUUGAAAAUAGUUCAUGAGGAAGAGGUUCAGUGACGGGGAUGGGUGGAUCUUGAUUGGAAAAUGUGAUGGACCAAGAAUUUUUCCUGCAGCACAUUCACACGUUUUAGUUUUAUUGCCCACAUCCUUCUCAAAACGUCUUCUGUGUCAGGCUUUUCUCCAUCAUCUGGGGACAUGCACUAGGAGUCUAGAACCAACCUAACCAACACGGCACUGAAGUCAAGUCAACUAGAAGUUUCAACUCCCCUGCCCUUCUAACCCAUAUUUCUAAAACACAAAACAAAAAUACUCCAUUGGAAUAGGAACUGUGGCAUGGCUCCUCAAGUUCUUGGCUCGAAAUCUCGGUUUGCUCCUUCUUGCCAUGCACCCUUUCUUCUCUGCAGCCUCCUCAUAUUUCUGUCCUCCAACACUAUAAUACUCUCAUCUGCACAAGCUAGCAACAGCUCCGAGAGUGACCGGCAAGCCCUUCUCUGCUUCAAAUCCGGCAUCUCCAAGGACCCUGCUGGUGUUCUCGGAUCAUGGCGCAACGACUCACUCAACUUCUGCAGCUGGCAAGGGGUCAACUGCAGCAUAACCCUCCCAAUCCGAGCUGUCUCCAUAGAAUUCAAAUCUAUGCGGCUAACAGGAACACUAUCCGGUUGCCUGGCAGCCCUUACUUCUCUAGUGCAGAUGAACCUUCAAAAUAAUAAAUUGUCUGGAAGCAUACCUGACGAGAUAGCUGAGCUUCAGAACCUCCAAAUUCUGAUGCUUGCCGGCAACAGGCUUGCAGGUAUUAUCCCUCUGUCAUUAGGUACAGCUGCAUCUCUUCGAUAUGUCAACCUUGCAAAUAAUUCUCUUAGCGGAGUUAUCCCUGAUUCCUUAUCAAAUAGUUCCUCACUCAGUGAGAUAAUCCUCUCACGCAACAACUUAUCUGGGGUGAUCCCGACUAAUCUGUUCAAGUCAUCCAAGCUUGUUACUGUAGAUCUCCGAUGGAAUGCUCUCUCAGGGCCAAUUCCACAAUUUGAAAAGAUGGCAGCCCUGCAAGUUCUUGAUCUUACAGGGAAUUUACUUUCUGGUACUAUACCAACCUCUCUUGGAAAUGUUUCAUCUUUGCGUUCCAUCGUGCUAUCUCAAAACAACUUACAAGGACCAAUUCCAGAAACUCUAGGUCAAAUUCCAAACCUGCAAAUGCUGGAUCUAAGUCAGAACAUAUUCUCAGGGUAUGUCCCAGACACGAUAUACAAUGUCUCAUCACUCAGAAUCUUUGACUUAGGCAUUAACAAUUUUAAUGGACGGAUGCCUUCCAGAAUUGGACAUUCACUUCCGAAUCUCCAAACAUUGGUAAUGAGAGGCAAUAGAUUCAGUGGAUCAAUCCCAGAUUCUCUGACCAACAUGUCUAAGCUCCAAGUGCUUGAUCUUUCAAUCAACUUGCUAACUGGUGUGAUACCGUCUUUUGGAUCCUCGGUAAACUUGAAUCAACUACUUCUAGGAAAUAACAAUCUAGAAGCUGAUGACUGGGCGUUCCUUACUUCUCUGUCCAACUGCACUCAGUUGUUAAGGUUAGCAAUGGAUGGGAAUAUCUUGAAUGGAAGUAUUCCAGAAUCAGUAGGCAAUCUUUCAAGAAAGUUAGAGCGGUUAAACUUUGGACAAAACCAAAUUUCUGGAAAUAUACCAGCUGAGAUAGGAAACCUUGUAAACCUCACUCUGCUUGACAUGGGUCAGAACAUGCUCUUAGGACAAAUUCCCCUGACAAUUUGGAACUUGACCAACUUGUUUGUCCUAAAACUUUCCAUGAACAGGUUGUCAGGUCAAAUCCCAUCAACAGUUGGUAAUCUUCUUCAACUCGGCCACCUUUAUCUUGAUGACAAUGAGUUGUCUGGAAACAUACCGCCAAAUAUAGGACAAUGUAAAAGGCUGCUUAUGCUGAACUUUUCAGCUAACCAUUUUAAUGGAUCCAUACCAAUUGAACUCGUUGGUAUAUCUUCCCUUUCCUUGGGUUUGGACUUGUCAAACAAUAACCUGACAGGGCCAAUGCCACAGCAAGUUGGUAACCUGAUCAAUCUUGGCCUCCUAAGUGUUUCCAACAACAGAUUAUCUGGUGGACUUCCUGCUGGACUUGGCCAGUGUGUUCAACUGCUAUCGCUUCACAUGGAACACAACAUGUUUAGUGGGAAUAUUUCCGAGGAUUUCAGAGCACUGAAGAACAUACAGCAGAUAGAUCUGUCUGAAAAUAAUUUGACUGGUCAAGUUCCAGAAUUCUUUGAGAACUUCACCAGCUUAAAUGUUAAUAUAUCAUACAACAAAUUUGAAGGACCAAUUCCGACUGGUGGUAUCUUUCAAAAUUCAAAGGUUGUUUCCCUGCAAGGCAACAUAGGAUUAUGUGAAAAAGCAGCUGCCAUAUUUGAACUACCAAUUUGCCCCACCACCCCCACUUCCCCAGCAACCAACAGGAGGAGCCAUGCACGCCUGAUUCUGAUAAGCAUUCCACUGGUUAUUAUUGCUUUGUUCGCUUUUCUGUACGCUCUUGUCACUGUUAUGAAGGGAACUGAAACUCAACCACCUGAAAACUUCAAGGAGACAAAGAAGAGGGUGUCAUAUGGCGACAUUCUUAAAGCCACCAGUUGGUUCUCUCUGGUCAACCGGAUCAGCUCAAGUCAUACAGCGUCAGUCUACAUUGGUCGGUUUGAGUUCGAAACAGAUCUAGUGGCCAUCAAGACGUUCCAUCUUAGUGAGAAAGGUUCACAAAAUAGCUUUUUCACUGAGUGCAAAGUGCUAAAACAUACCCGCCAUCGCAAUCUGGUUCAAGCUAUUACCUGUUGCUCAACGGUAAAUUUUGAGAACAAUGAAUUCAAGGCUAUCGUGUACGAGUUCAUGGCAAAUGGUAGCCUAGACAUGUGGAUACACGCAAGGCUUCACCAAGGCAGCCCAAGGAGGCUUCUGACCUUAGGUCAGCGGAUAAGUAUUGCUGCUGAUGUGGCUUCUGCUCUGGACUAUCUGCAAAACCAGUUGAUACCUCCUCUGGUUCACUGCGAUUUGAAGCCAAGUAAUGUUCUUCUGGACUACGACAUGACCUCGCGCAUUGGUGACUUUGGGUCUGCCAAGUUUCUCUCUUCAAGUCUUGGUGGGCCAGAAGGCUUGGCGGGUGUCGGAGGAACAAUUGGAUAUAUUGCACCUGAAUAUGGGAUGGGAUGCAAAAUCUCAACAGGUGGUGAUGUAUAUAGUUUCGGGGUGCUGCUACUGGAAAUGCUCACGGCGAUGCGACCAACCGACGCAGUUUGUGGCAAUGCCCUCAGCCUUCACAAGUAUGUUGACCUAGCUUUCCCUGAUAGGAUUGCCGACAUUUUAGAUCCACAUAUGUCAUAUGGGGAGGAUGAGUUGGCUGCUUCUCUAUGUAUGCAAAACUACAUAAUACCAUUGGUUGGAAUUGGCCUAGCGUGCUCUGCGGAAUCACCAAAAGAUAGACCGGCAAUGCAGGAUGUUUGUGGCAAAAUUGUUGACAUCAAAGAGGCAUUUGUCCAAACCCCGUGAUUACAGAUUUACAGCGACUAGUCUGAUGCAGCUCGAUAUCACAGAUCCUGACUAUAUUUGAAAGUACAGUUGCUAUACUACUGUAAUUCUUCUAUGUGAAAUGCAGCUGUAUUAUUUACAGAACUGUAACAAUUUUUAAUGUAUACCUGAUUAGUAUGCACCUUUAUGAUAUGGGUCGGGGUGAUCCUUCUUUUUGAGAUCAAAGCGAGAAUACCCUCCGAGAGUAAA